Molecule: messenger RNA, 1004 nt
Organism: Nestor notabilis (Kea)
Lineage: Eukaryota; Metazoa; Chordata; Aves; Psittaciformes; Psittacidae
Gene: MMP23B
Product: matrix metallopeptidase 23B
Exons: 6
Biological process (GO): proteolysis; collagen catabolic process; extracellular matrix organization
Cellular component (GO): extracellular matrix
Molecular function (GO): zinc ion binding; metalloendopeptidase activity
Source: RefSeq, a predicted model, not a curated record
CUGCUCACAAAUGCUCCAAAUGCAAAAGGAUUACCAAUGCAUUCAGUGAAGAGAAUGUCUUAGUGUCUGUUGCACCUCCCUCUAAAAAGCAUUCAGGAAAGACAUGGAUCAAGUAGAAGAGCUUUCUGCAAACAGAAGGAAGAGCUUCCUCUUGGUUGACAAGAAAAAGAGUAAUGGCUGUAGAACCAUGGUGGGAUUUUUAUGCAUAUUCCCUGUGGUGGCUUGGCUGGCUAUUGUGGGAGAUCCAGCUGGAGCUGCACUUCAGGAAAGUCAGGAAGAUGCCACAUCACCUGGGCUUUAUGGAGUGAGUACCUCUGCUUUGCACAGUCCAACUUUCCCUCCUCGGCCUCCAGCAAGGAGAAAACGAUACACAAUCACCCCAGGACGCUUGAAAUGGGACCACUUCAACUUGACAUACAAGAUCCUGUCCUUCCCCAGAAACCUCAUAAAUGCCAGGGACACGCGCAGGGGGCUGGCGGCUGCCUUCCGAAUGUGGAGUGAAGUUUCACCCUUCAGCUUCAGAGAAGUGCCACGCCACGUGGACAGUGACUUGAAAAUAGGCUUCUACUCUAUCAACCACACAGACUGUCUGGAGUCUCUCAUUCACCACUGCUUUGAUGGAACAACGGGGGAGCUUGCCCAUGCCUUCUUCCCACCCAACGGGGAAAUCCACUUUGAUGACCACGAAUACUGGAUAUUGGGGAACACCCGCUUCAGCUGGAAAAAAGGUGUUUGGCUUACGGAUCUGGUGCACGUAGCAGCACAUGAAAUAGGACAUGCCUUGGGACUCAUGCACUCCCUGAACCCCAAUGCCCUCAUGCACAUCAACGCCACGUUGACUGGGAAAAAGACCAUCUCUCAGGAUGAAGUCUGGGGAAUUCACAGGCUUUACGGAUGUAAAGACAGAUUAUUUAUGUGCCCAUCGUGGGCACAAAAAGGAUUCUGUGAGAAGCGCAGGAAGUUGAUGAAAAAGCACUGUCCAUCUACUUGUGACUUCUGCUAUG